Messenger RNA from Perkinsus marinus ATCC 50983, 152 nucleotides. RefSeq lists its product as hypothetical. The annotation marks the transcript as partial. The transcript has 2 exons. The record is from RefSeq and is a predicted model, not a curated record. Lineage: Eukaryota; Perkinsozoa; Perkinsida; Perkinsidae.
AUGGCGGUCGCGGAGAUUGGAAGAACGAUCGUGAUGGUGGCGGUCGUGGAAAAUGGGAAGGAAGAAGUGGAGGAGGAGGAGGAUGGAAGAAUGAUGAUAGUCGAGAGAGUCGUGGAGGUAACUAUGGAUCCUCUCGAAGCACGUGGCAGUGA